Rhipicephalus microplus (southern cattle tick) is the source of this 3839-nucleotide messenger RNA. RefSeq names its product rho GTPase-activating protein 17. Gene Ontology annotation, molecular function: protein binding; GTPase activator activity. The record is from RefSeq and is a predicted model, not a curated record. Gene Ontology annotation, biological process: regulation of Rac protein signal transduction; signal transduction; regulation of actin cytoskeleton organization. Gene Ontology annotation, cellular component: cytoplasm; intracellular anatomical structure. NCBI's taxonomy places the organism in Eukaryota, Metazoa, Arthropoda, Arachnida, Ixodida, Ixodidae.
AACCUCCAGAAAGUUCUGACUGCCAGACGCCGCCGGCCCGUCGUCAUCAUGAAGAAGCAAAUCCUACGAGUCAAGCAGCUCGCAGAUCAAACUCUCCUGGGAGCGGACAAGAGCGAUGUGCUGACCGAGGACCUGAUCCAGGCCGAGAAGAGGGUGGACAGCAUCAAGCACACGUGCGCCUGCACCCACAAGCGCAUCCUCUCCUGCCUGCACAAUGUCUCUCUCGAGGACAACGAGAAACUGCAGAAAAAAGUGCCAGAGCUGGCCCUGUUCCACAGCUUACAAGAGUGCCACAAGAAUGUGGGCAGCCAGACACUGCUCGGCCAGGUGCUGUUGGACUGUGCUGGGCUGCAGCAGCGACUGGGACAGGAGCUGCUCAACUACGAGCGUGAGACUGAUCGGCAGGUCCUCCAGCCCACCAACCAGCUUCUUGAGACGGACCUGCCCAACAUCUCCAAGCUGCGGAGGCAGUUGUCCAAGCUGACACUGGACAUGGAUGCUGCAAAGAACAGGUACCAGACGGCCCUGAAGCACGUCCAGCAGUCCGGCAACCUGGCGACUACCGGUGGUGGUGCAGCGGGGAGCACCGGCGGUGUGGGCAAUGCGGUUGGGGGCAAUACAAACGUGACCACCAAGACUGAAGGCCUGCGCGAAGAAGCUGAGGACGCUACCAGCAAGGUGGAGCAGUGUCGGGACGCCCUGGCUGCAGAGAUGUUUGGCCUGAUCGGGAGGGAGCCCGAGUUUGCGCACCUUCUGGUCCAGUGGUACCAGCUGCAGGCCGAGCACCACCGGCGGGCCCUGCAGCACAUUGACGCCGCCCUGCCCGGCCUCUGGGGGCUCAUUGGAAACUCCCCCCAGAAGCCAGUGUUUGGCUUUCCUCUGGAGGAACACCUUCGCGUAAAUGGGCGUCGCAUCGCCCUUGUGGUCGAGAAGUGCACUGUCUGUCUGCUUGCCUCCGGCAUGGAUGAGGAGGGGCUGUUCCGUAUUACGGGUAGUGCUUCAAAGAUCAAAAAGCUCAAGAGCGCGUUCAACGCGGGUUUUGCUGACAUGAGCGAAUUCGAGAGGGAUCCCCACACAGUGGCAAGUGUGCUGAAACUGUACCUGCGAGAGCUUCCCGAACCAUUGAUGACCUUUGACCUGUACGAUGAAUGGAUGAAGGCUGCAAGUGUUUCUGAUGCCAGUGCUAGGCUGCAGGCUUUGUGGCAGGUGGUCAACAAUCUACCCCAGGCCAACCAGGACAAUUUAAGGUAUGUGGUGAAGUUCCUGGCUCGCCUGGUGGGCCACCGGGAGCAGAACAAGAUGAGCUCGCAGAACAUCGCCAUCGUCAUAGCCCCCAACCUGGUCUGGCCAAAGGAAGAAAACCAGUCACAGCACAUGGGUGUCAACAUGGGCAUAGCCAACAUGCACAGCUCUAUCGUGGACACCCUUGUCAACUAUGCUGACUGGUUUUUCCCAGGAGAAGAAGACUUCUCCCCCUCCGCGACAAGGACGACCCCGCCGGCCGAGCCCUUGGGUCACCAGGCCACCACCAAUGGUGAUGUCGAUGGUCACUUGGCAGGUCCUGGGUCAGGCUUGACGGGGCAGAGCCCACGCAUUCCUCAUCGGCCAGGAAAGAAGGCCGCACCCGCAGCUCCAAUGUUGCCGCCACCACGAGAUAGCAGCUCCAUUUUCGUCGGAUCCAGUCAGCCAUUUAGCACAGAAGGCCGUGCUGGAGUGCCGUUGCCCAUUGGUGGGGGAACUCUGGGCAGGCCACGACCGUCAGCCAAGCCACAGAUUGCCGAAAAGCCAACCACACUGCAACGUCGCUCCCUUGAGGGUGUGGUCGAGGGAGGAGCCACAGUCGCGGGAGGCACUUACUCGACUCAGUCACUGGAACGCCGACCCGGGCGGCACCAGGUGCCAGGAGUUGUCAUGCGACCGCAGCCGUGCGAGCGGCCCUCCGUGCCCCCACCGGAGCGACCCAAAACCGGAAGCCUCGAGAGCGUGAACCGCAAUCAUGUCCCAAAGGCCUCCGCAACUUUGUGCCGAGAUGCCGAGAGGAAUGGUGACAUGAUCAAUGCUGGAAAUGGCCAUAGUGGCAAGAGUAGCCAGCAGCAGCAGGGUCAUUACUCCAACAGUAGGAUGGACCACAGUGCGGACAAUGUUCUGGCGAUGUCGGCUGACAGCGUGAUGUUCGCUACGAGAAGCAAGGAAAAUGGAACUGCCGAUGGUAACAGUAGCAGCAGCAGCAGCAGCAGCAGUGAAGGUGCAAGGAGGAGGGAAGGCCCCGGAAGGCGUGGUUCUGGUGAGCGACCCUUGUCCUUGGACCACCAAGAGAUGCUGUCGUUCGCGGACGAGUCUGACUCCGAAGACGGCAGUUCUGUUCUCGUGUCUCCCACUGGCAACGAUUCUAAUGGACCAAACGUCAUGUGGAAGUCAUGCAUUGCCAGCCUUCCCAGUGAGGAGCACAGCACAGGACCUGUUCUUCUUCGACGUUCACCUUCCAAGACCAAUGGUGUAGCGCCGGAACGCCCCCAGCCACCACAGAUGUCUGGUUCUGGCGAUGUGCCGUUGUUUCCCCGUCAACUGGAUGAUGCUCGCUGGAACUUCCUGACGGCAUCUGAGGAGCAGCCGGUUCCUGAGCGACCCCCGAGGUCGAGCCCUUCCUCGGACACUUCAACCUUUGCGGGCAUCUCGGAGACUAAGCCGUCGAGGCAGUCGCCUGUCAUGGAUGCAAUUCACACGAUGGGCCCUCCGCCAGACCUCAUUACGUCUUCCGAACGACCAAAAUCCGAUCCAUCUUCCCCUACUAAGAGCAAGCUGGAAGGCAGCUCACCCAGUCCUGUGUCGGUUAUGCCGGAAGCAACUCGUCUGUGACCUGUAAUAGUCCAGCUUUGAAAGACAUUGUUUGUUAUUACCCCUUCUAUUUCUACCCCUUCCCCUGGGCACUGUCCAGCCUGUCUUACCUUCCUUCUUUUUGUUUUUCAUCUACUGUAUUCCUUGAAGGACACUGGAGACUGAUGCGCAGACCUCGCAAUACACAUUUUUUCAAAGGUGUCCCGCUGGUUUUGAGCUUGCCGUGAGUGCAGCUCACGGGACACCUGGAAUUAUUUUCUAUAGCCAGUUUUGUUCCUUUCGUAACUAGGUAUUGUCAGGAAGUAAUAGCAAGGUUUGUGGACAUGCUUCUUGAUAUUGCACUAGAGGUGUGUGUGCUUUUGUAAGGUGCAGCUGACCGUGCUUCAUUGGAUGGGGUGAAGGCAUAAUAACAUGCUACUGCAUCCUGGUCCCCUUACGUAAUGACUGCCACACUUUUUUUGCUCCUCUCCCAAGUGCAAUCACUCAAUCAUAAUUCAAUCACGGGUUCGCAACUCAAGGACAGUAGUGCAGUCAUGGGUUGGUGCAAGAAGCAGGUCAGGCUCACCAAAGAAAACUGCAUCAGAUGCUGUUUGUCGGGCUCAAGUAUAAUUUGUCGUCAUGCCGUGGCUAUUGUUAGUGUCAGUAAGCUUAAUGAAAACCCUGGAACAUCAUUUCACAUCCUUGUUUCUUUCUGAGGCAAUUUAGUUUAAUGUUACCGUUGUUUGACAAUGUGGCACCUGUUUAUUGAAGGAAUUUUUUUGCAGUGGUCUGCUCUUAGCAACGGAAUGAAUUAGGGAAGCUAAAACAUGGCAAUUCACAGAAAUUCUGGUGGAACUGUGCGAUGCACUGUGAAACUAUUUCGCUUCAAAGUCAUAACAAUCGGCACUGUUGUAACUACAUCUAGCCACGAGUGUUGAAGAUUGGGCGAGUUGGUUCGUCGUACUUGAACUGGUAUAGCGCAUUAUGGGGAAGAGGAAACGGCCGAGCAGACCGGCACAAGAGGA